UUCCGGCCUGGGACGGAGCUGUAGCGGCACUGUAGCUGCGAGGGUAGCGCCGCGUGUGUAACUGCGGGGGCGUGUCGGCGGGAAGGACAGCCGGGCCAGGACUCGCGGUGUCCGGGUGACCGCGGCUUCCCGGGAGCAGACCUCUGUGGGCACUGUGAGGCGGAACGGAGCGGCGGGGCAGGAGCUGUUCUGGGCAGGUGAAGGCAGGCUCGUGGCUGAAGGACCUCCUUCUCAUCUUCCACAGGGGCUGAAAGUUAAAACCCCGCCUUCAUCCCUCGUGGAGUCUACCCCAAGCCCCUCUCCUCUCCCCAAUUCUUGUCACCUUCGAGGAGGCCAUGGAAACCCCAACACCUUUACCGCCUGUACCCGCCUCCCCGACCUGCAACCCAGCCCCACGGACAAUCCAGAUCGAGUUCCCGCAGCAUAGCUCAUCGCUGCUGGAAUCUCUGAAUCGCCACAGGCUAGAGGGAAAGUUCUGUGAUGUGUCCCUCCUGGUGCAGGGCCGGGAACUUAGGGCUCAUAAAGCAGUGUUGGCUGCUGCCUCUCCUUACUUCCAUGACAAGCUGCUUCUGGGGGAUGCGCCUCGUCUCACUCUACCAAGUGUCAUUGAAGCCGAUGCCUUCGAGGGGCUGCUCCAGCUCAUUUAUUCAGGGCGUCUCCGCCUGCCACUGGAUGCUCUUCCUGCUCAUCUCCUUGUGGCCAGUGGCCUUCAAAUGUGGCAAGUAGUAGAUCAGUGCUCAGAGAUUCUUAGAGAAUUAGAAACUUCAGGUGGUGGAAUUUCAGCCCGUGGAGCAAACUCCUACCAUGCCCUUCUUUCCACUACAUCCUCUGCAGGAGGCUGGUGCAUUCGCUCUUCGCCUUUCCAGACCCCAGUACAGUCCUCUGCUUCCACUGAAAGCCCCGCUUCCACUGAGAGCCCUGUGGGAGGGGAGGGAAGUGAACUGGGAGAAGUGCUGCAAAUUCAGGUGGAAGAAGAAGAGGAGGAGGAGGAAGAAGAUGAUGAUGAGGACCAGGGGUCAGCCACACUCUCUCAGACUCCUCAGCCCCAGAGAGUAUCAGGGGUUUUUCCCCGUCCUCAUGGACCCCACCCACUGCCCAUGACUGCUACCCCCCGAAAGCUUCCAGAGGGUGAGAGUGCACCCCUUGAGCUUCCUGCCCCUCCUGCACUGCCCCCCAAAAUCUUCUACAUUAAGCAGGAACCCUUCGAGCCUAAGGAGGAGAUAUCAGGAAGUGGAACUCAGCCUGGAGGAGCAAAGGAGGAAACCAAAGUGUUUUCUGGAGGGGACACUGAAGGGAAUGGGGAGCUAGGGUUCUUGUUGCCUUCAGGGGCAGGGCCAACAUCUGGGGGAGGGGGUCCAUCCUGGAAACCAGUGGAUCUUCAUGGGAAUGAAAUCCUAUCAGGGGGUGGAGGACCUGGGGGAGCAGGCCAGGCCGUGCAUGGGCCUGUGAAGCUAGGGGGGACACCCCCUGCAGAUGGAAAACGCUUUGGUUGCCUGUGUGGGAAGCGGUUUGCAGUGAAGCCAAAGCGUGACCGGCACAUCAUGCUGACCUUCAGCCUUCGGCCUUUUGGCUGUGGCAUCUGCAACAAGCGCUUCAAGCUGAAGCACCAUCUGACAGAGCACAUGAAGACCCAUGCUGGAGCCCUGCAUGCCUGUCCCCACUGUGGCCGUCGGUUCCGAGUCCAUGCCUGUUUUCUCCGCCACCGGGACCUAUGCAAGGGCCAGGGCUGGGCCACUGCCCACUGGACUUACAAGUGACUGCUGAGGCUAUACACUAGCUUCUAGAACAAGAUAACCACUGCUGCUGAUGGAUACUUUUCCCUCACUACCAUGGCACACCAGUCAUGGAUCUUGUAAUCAUGCCAAGAGAAUAGAUACAUUAUGGACCACUUGUUCUUAGAUAAGGCCCUCUCAGCCUGGCAGAUGUGGAAACUCAAAUUUCUCGUCCCACUCCAGGUUUUGGCUAGCCAACCCUGCAGGAAAGUGGUUCAUAGGCCAUUCAUACUAAGUUGAUCACUUGUCCAUGGUGGACAUUUUUGUAGUGGUGAUGUCCAUUAAGGAAACCAGAUUUUCAAUUAUUUAGUGAAAGAGGAGUUAGAGCAAAAGACAGUGGUAAAUGUUUUAUUCCGUCUCCAUGAGGAAUUGAAGGAGUUGGUUUCCACCUAGAGAUACAUUUGAUUUAGAGCUUAAGUAAUUCAGAGGCUAAGCUCUAAGCUUUUUUUCUCUCAUUGCUGGAAUGAUUUAAGCAGAAGUCCUUUUGUGUACUUUUAAAAUUGUAUCUUUCCAGGAACCCCUCAGAUUGUACCUUGCUUUCUCACCAGUAGACACCUUCCCAACACUUUUUUAAUGUUGUAGUUGAGCACUUUAACAAGUUGAGCAUUCCAUGUUUCAUUCUUAGAACCUUCUUUAAUAGAGGGCAUUCCCUCAACAGCCUGUGCCUCUGGUCUACCUUUGACCACCACUGAUAACUAAUAACUAAUAUAUUGGUCACAAUGACUGGAAUGUGACUAGUGAUCUCAGGAGAUGGCACUGUCCUAAAGUGCUCUCAGGGUGGCACCACUGCUCUCUGAACAAGUUGCCUUGGUCAGAGGGAUUCAGGUUUGGGACAGCACAAGCUGAAGGCUGGAGAGUAACUUGCAUAGUAGGACCAUACCUAUUCCUUUCCCAUCCCACCCACAUAUGAUAGACAGCCCCUCUGUUGAGAUAUGGAGGGGGUAGAUAUUGGAAUCGGGGGUGGGACUUGCAGUUACUUAAAAUAUUUGAAUAAACUGUGCCCUGAAACCUAAA
This is a messenger RNA of Nomascus leucogenys (northern white-cheeked gibbon), 2786 nucleotides long. It is a transcript of the gene ZBTB9, whose product is annotated as zinc finger and BTB domain containing 9. Gene Ontology annotation, molecular function: DNA-binding transcription factor activity, RNA polymerase II-specific; protein binding; RNA polymerase II cis-regulatory region sequence-specific DNA binding. The record is from RefSeq and is a predicted model, not a curated record. Lineage: Eukaryota; Metazoa; Chordata; Mammalia; Primates; Hylobatidae. Gene Ontology annotation, biological process: regulation of transcription by RNA polymerase II.